Molecule: messenger RNA, 1800 nt
Organism: Fusarium sp. VM40
Lineage: Eukaryota; Fungi; Ascomycota; Sordariomycetes; Hypocreales; Nectriaceae
Source: the annotation of a GenBank genome assembly
AUGCCCAGUGACGCCUUGGACCGCAUCCACCCGGACCUGGUGGACCUAAUCAUUCGUCUCCAGCUCCUUCCUCCCAGAGAGUCUGGCUACGCAGAGGCCAACCUGGCAAGGAUCUGUAAUCUUGCCAUUGAACUUGCGGACCCAUACGAGCAGGCUCUUCUAGUCUCGAGGAUCAUACCAGAGGAGGAGCUUGCACUCGAACGACUACGCAGCCCUGAGGUAAAGGACCUCACUCAUCGAGUUGUGUUGGAUCGCGCCGAGAGGAAAGCUGCUCUUGAAGAGCACGAAUAUGUACCCACAUCAGGAUUACCCCAAGAGUGCCUCAUCUGUACUGAGACCGCCCAUCUCAGGAUCCCUUGUGGUUGCUACUAUUGCAUGUCUUGCUUCCGCAUGGCUAUCUGCCGUGGUCUUCGCUCCCAAGAAGAAUUCCCUCCCCGGUGCUGCAAGCCUUUUAACGACGCGGUCGUUGCGUUUGCGGGGUCGCCUGCUCUUGUCCAUCUAUUCCGCCAGAUGAAGGAAGAAGCCGACACUCCGAUCCACGAUCGCCUCUACUGCUACAACGGACACUGCGCCGCUUUUAUCCCACCGGAUUGUAAAGGAUCAUGUCUUAUCUGCCACCGCAAAACAUGUGUCGAAUGUUUCGAAAAGGCCCACCCAGAUCGUCCCUGCGAACAAGGGGACGCAGAAGAAGAUGUAUGGGCUAUGAUGGAUAAGAACAAGACGGUCAACUGCCCAGGAUGUGGUAGGAUGGUCGAGCUGUUGGAGGCGUGCAACCAUAUGACAUGUGUCUGCGGCAAACAAUUCUGCUAUCUCUGCGGCAAUACCUGGUUGUCUUGCAAUUGUCCACCCUAUGGCCAUUUCCAUAGAAUGGUGCCCAUGAAACAUCGCCCUGGCGUCAAGCCACCGCAGUUCCGUCGUCGCCGUCAGCAUCGCACGGAGGAAUCGGCAUCGGAGAACGCCCCUGUGAGGAUCCCGCAGCUGCGACCUCGGGCCGGAGAAGAGAACCGUGUCCCGGCCGCCUCAGCGACGAGAAAGAGAGUGAUCAGGCCAUUGGUGCUACCGCAGCAGAUUGACAGACAGCACGAGCGUGAACGACAACAGCGGCAGCGGCAAAGAGAGCAAGCCCCUGAACUUGUUCAACAUCCACUUCGAGUUAGAGGGCAGAGGGGGAUUCACGGGCGUGGAAACGCUGUGGAGUUAUUACAAGAUGAUCGUUUCGUGGCCCAACAGGAGCCUCGAGAGGCUAACCGACCGGAUGAUGCGCAUCGCCACCACCACCACCAUCACCACCACCAUCACCAUCGCCGACAACGAGAGACGCAGCUUAUACCAGUGGGCCUUCCGGCACCCCUUGCUGGCAUGCUGUUAGGCCCCGGAAUCCAUGGGCGAAUGCCGGCCAACGAUGGAGCCCCCGGACUCAUGGUGCCAAGACGCCUGAUAGACCGGCAUCAAAACAACCCUCGCCAUCAACACGACGAUUCACGGGUCGCACGUGAACUAGAACGAGGUAUACAAGUAGAGCAAGCACCGCAAGGACAACCCCCCGCCCAACCCCAAGGCCGGGCUGCAGGAGAACGAAACCUUGACCCUGCGGCGGCGAGAGAGCAAGAACGCCGCCAAUUGGCCUUGGCGACAGAGCGAAUGCGUCAAGUGAACAGGGCGACACAGCAGCGACUUGAAAAUCUGCGAGAUGAACAGAAUCAGCAGAGUGGGGAGGAAUCUGACACAGAAGACUCAGAUGAGCUUCAAGAGCAUGUUGUAAUGUCAAUUUACAAUCGUUAUUUCUUCCGUCGCGAUUGA